Molecule: messenger RNA, 1347 nt
Organism: Bipolaris sorokiniana ND90Pr
Lineage: Eukaryota; Fungi; Ascomycota; Dothideomycetes; Pleosporales; Pleosporaceae
Exons: 2
Coding region: 1-1347 (448 amino acids)
Biological process (GO): lipid droplet organization; lipid storage
Cellular component (GO): endoplasmic reticulum membrane
Source: RefSeq, a predicted model, not a curated record
AUGGAGGAACUCGAAGAUGAUGUUCACCAAGACAAGUCAAUUGUACGGGUUGUGAUUGACUCCCUACUUCUACCCCUUCGCAUCGCGACAUCGCCAGCCCUGAUACGGACGUACCUGCGCACCGCACUUCUCUUCAUCGCAUCCACUAUCCUUUUCGGCUUCGCUGUCGUAGCCUAUUCUUCCUUUUACUAUGCCUACAUUCCCGUCCGCGGCAUCGUAGUACCGGUAUAUCUCCAGUACGAUCAUAGUCCAGUGGUUCUACAUACACCCACGCAAGUCAGUGGCGUGCCAACCGGAAAAGCAGCAAAAUGGCCGUACGGACUCGCAAACAUACCCGGGCUAGUGGACCGCCAAAAGUACGACGUAGUCGUUGAACUCGACCUCCCAAGAAGCGAAACCAACCUCCGCGCUGGCAAUUGGAUGAUAGGCCUGGAAUUUCGGGGCCCCACGACACUCGGGCAGGGCGUAAAACACAUGCUGGGCUGGGACGAAGAGUGGAACGUCGAAGACCACAGUCAAGGCGGCGCACCGGGCAACACAGCUGAGAAAGUCGUAACAGACGAUACAACGCCUCAGACUCCUACGGUCCUUGCUCGAAGUAAAAGACCAGCAAUCCUCACAUACCGGAGCCGCAUCCUUGAAAUGAUUUACCGUCUCAUGCGCCUCCCGUUGUAUUUGCUGGGUUGGCACAAGGAAUCCGAGCAUGUAACUAUCAAAAUGAUGGAAUCAGUCAUGUUUGAACCUGGAUACCGCAAUGUACCUUCCUCACUACGUCUUGAACUCCGAUCGAAAUUGCCGUUGGAAGUUUAUCGUGCAAGCGUGCACAUUACCGCGCGUCUCGAAGGGAUCCGAUGGCUCAUGUAUCGGUACCGCAUUCUCAGCGCUAUCCUUGGUAUCUUGAGCUUUUGGGGAAUGGAAAUGUGCGUGUUGGUGAUUACGUGGGGUACAUUCACAUUGCUUGCUUCGUCUUUCUCGUCGGUACCCGGGGAUGAUGAGGAGGAGAGGAAAGAAGAGAAAAAGAUUAAGGCCGAAGCUGGGGAAACGGACCCAGGCACCCCGUUUAGUGAGACGAGUCGCACAUUUCCUACCCUGCCGUCGCAGUAUCCACUUUCGUAUAGUUCGUCUGGUGGUGGUGUUAAGCAAGAGGAGAGUGAAUCGGCGUUGAAGGAUAUCCCAGUGAAAGAAGAGGCGGAGGCGGAUGAUGAGGAUGAGGAUUUUUUGCUCAAAGUACCGUUGCCCGUGGGCGUGGAGAGGGAAGGUGUGUUUACGGAUUCGGGAUUAGGGACGGGGUUGGAGAGUGGGGUUGAAAGGGGAGCUGCGAGGAGGAGGGUGAUGAAGGGGGAGUAG